AUGCUCAUCAGCCUCGAGUGGAGACCUGCACGACAAUGGAACAUCCGCAGAAUGGAGGAAGCGGGAGGCUUGCUGGGGCGCAGACGACACGAGAAUGAUGGAGAGCACGAUGUUGUUGGUGAUUGUGUCCCGAUCAUCGGAUACACCAUCCAAGAAGUCGGCAGUCGUUUCAUCAAGAGGUUUAACGCACACCAGAAAGAGCUUCGCGCUCGCUUCGAGGAAAGCGAGUUCUCAGGAUCGCCUCUUUCAUCCAUCAUGGCAUCCCUCAACAUCUCCAUCGAUGAGAUGCUGAGAAAGGUGACUGAGGGUGCUGAACCUCGAGACUUCAUAAGGGCCAUCAUCAAGUCAGAUGGAAUGGAUCAUGCCAUAUCUACCAAAGUCACCAGAGUUGAGGACAUGAGUCCUGAAUUGAUCCUGACUACGGUUACAGAACAUCUCCAGUCCAACAAAGAACUUGAGUUGAAUGGGUCUUUCACUCUGGAUUUCCUGCUUGUAUCUUACUGUCAGGGUGGCACGGGUUUGCGGAUAAUCAAUCCAGAAAUAGACAAAAAAGUCAAGAGAUCGAUUGUCCAAAUACAAAAUGAAGAUGAUCUUUGCAUGGCAAGGGCGAUCGUUGUGGCCCUCGCAAAAGUCAAUGUUGACCCUAAGUGGAAGUCCAUCUGUGACUCACGACGCCCCAUGCAGGAAGAGCAUGCUCGAAAACUUCAUGAAGAGGCAGGCGUACCAUUAGGGAAAUGCGGAGUCGAGGAGGCUCGACAGUUUGCAGAUCAUCUAGGAAUCCAAAUAAAUAUUUGGCAUCGGACAAAGAAAAAUGAGGGUUACGCCUUCAACUUUAAGGAAGAGAGGAAAAAGUAUUGCCGCUCCGAUGUCGACAUCUUGAGGAGGGCAUGUCUCAAGUUCCGCGAACUUCUGCUUCAGGAAGCAGAUUGCGACCCGUUCCAGUACAUCACCAUCGCAUCGAUCUCCCAUGCCAUCUUCAGGCGCCAGCAUCGAAUGGCUCGACUUCAUGGCCCACAACCAGCGGAUCAGUAUCAGGCACGCAAUGAACCAUCCAAAAGGUGA
This is a messenger RNA of Darwinula stevensoni, 1062 nucleotides long. The record is from the annotation of a GenBank genome assembly. Lineage: Eukaryota; Metazoa; Arthropoda; Ostracoda; Podocopida; Darwinulidae.